AUUGAAUGGAUGCAUCGAAAUUAGAAACUGAAUAUUUCCAAAUUUGGGGUUUUACUGCCCAUUCAUUGAUCAUCGACUCAUGUAUAGGAGGUGGUGCAGUGGCGGUCUAAAGGCGAAUGUCCCAAUGGGAGUACAUCAGUCUCCAGUCCCUUGCUUCAUACUCCAAAUUGGUGUUAGUUUUGGCAGACAAUGCGUGCCCGAGAAUUCCGCAAAGAACUAGAGUACAUAUUCCUCUUUCAUCAUCACAGCCCAUAAAGCGAGGCCGCAGACGAGUGACCGGAGACUCGGAGACGGAGAGCGCAGCAACAGCAUUAAAGUCUCAAUUUUUACCAUUGACGCCGAUUAUUGUCCAAAAAAGAAAACUUUCUCCCUUCACUGGAGCCUUUCGUACUCCAGACCUACCUGGAUCCGAUCUAAACUGCCCUCUCUGAACUUCUCAUUGCUCCCUGCUGGUAACUGUAUACAAUUUCGUGCUCUGUUGGCCUCGAUCAUUCUGUCAUCCUCCCAAUCAAGAAAAGGUUUAAUCUUUAUGGGAAUUUGAUUCGAAUUGGUCAACUAAAGCCGUGAGUUACUGAAGCUAGGGUUCCUUGGGAGAAGGGUGUCAGAUCUCUAGUUGAGGCCUGUAAAAAUCAGGGCUUUUUGAUCUUUCGCAGUGUCUUUUGGAUACGGUUUGUGUGUGUGUAUGAGGAUUUGGCGUUGCUUGUGUUUCGGUGAAGAAGAAGAGCACAGGGAAGGAAGAAAGGGUAUGCGAGAGGGAAUCUCCGGGACUGCAAGUAAGGAUAUGGAGAAUGACGAGUCUCAAAACUUAAGGAUAGGUUUUCAGUGCGACGAACAGCUGGUAGAAGAAGUGGAGUUAUUGUCACGAGCUACUGUAGACAAUGCCUAUCACUCUGAGGGGCUUGGGUAUGAUAGAGCAUUUGGUAGUGAGAAUUUGCAAGCUUAUCAUCAAUUGGCAUCAAGAAGCAGUAGUAGCCGUCAUAAUGCUGUGGGUGUGAAUUUGAAUUUGAGCUUGAGUGAAGAGCCUUCAUCCUCAACAGCAUUAAAGCAAGAUAACUCCGAUUCUCAUAAUAAAAGGCCCAAAGUUCAACCCUUUUCACUUGAUUGGGAUAGUCCUUUUCUAGAAGAGUUUUGUUAUAGUCGUCCCGUACAUGAUGUCAGUGAUGAGAAUCCAUCAAUGUUCACUGCUGUUGAUGACCAAAUAAAUGAUGACAGUUCAGUAGAGGAUUUAGAAGCUCGGAUGUAUCUUACAGAUGACUUAUUGCACAUGGUCUUCUCAUUUUUGGGCCAAAUUGAUCUUUGUCGAGCUGCAAGGGUUUGCAGGCAAUGGAGGGCAUCCAGCUCUCAUGAAGAUUUUUGGCGUUACCUCAAUUUUGAGAACAGGCUCAUAUCCUCUGAUCAAUUUGAAGAUAUUUGUGAUCGUUAUCCAAAUGCCACUGCUGUUAAUUUUUAUGGUGGAGGCACACAUGCUAUUCACUCACUUGCACUGAAAGCAGUUUAUUCUUUACGAAACCUUGAGGCUCUUACCUUGAGCAAAGGUCAAUUUGGAGAAACAUUAUUCCAAGCUCUACCUGACUGCCAUGUGUUGAAUACCUUAGUCAUUAGUGAUUCUACUCUUGGAAAUGGUAUUCAGGAAAUACCUAUUUACCAUGAAAGGUUGCGUUGCCUUCAGCUUGUGAAGUGCCGGGUACUUAGAGUUUCUGUCAGGUGUCCUCUUCUUGAAACUUUGUCCCUAAAACGGAGUACCAUGCCCCAUGCUGCUCUAAACUGCCCGCUUUUACGUGACCUUGAUAUAGCUUCAUGUCACAAGCUUUCAGAUGCUGCUAUUCGUUCAGCAGCAACCUCAUGUUCACUCUUAGAAUCCUUGGAUAUGUCAAACUGUUCAUGUGCUAGUGAUGAAACACUGCGUGAAAUAUCCCUUACCUGCUCGAGUCUCCGUGUUCUUGAUGCCUCAUAUUGCCCAAACAUCUCUCUUGAGUCUGUUAGGCUUACAACAUUAGAAGUGCUUAAGCUUCACAGUUGUGAAGGAAUCACUUCAGCCUCGAUGUCUGCAAUAGCUUUCAGCUAUACUUUAGAGGUUCUGGAGCUUGAUAACUGCAACUUGUUAACAUCAGUGUCUUUGGAUCUUCCUAUGCUAAAAAGCAUAAGGCUCGUACAUUGCCGCAAAUUUGCUGAUCUGAACCUCCGAAGUGAUAAGCUAUCAUCGAUUACCAUUUCUAAUUGUCCUUUGCUCCAGCGAAUUAGCAUCACUUCAAACUCUCUCAAGAAACUGGUGUUGCAAAAACAAGAAUGCUUGAUCUCCUUAGCAUUGCAAUGUCCCAGUUUGCAAGAAGUGGACCUUACUGAGUGUGAAUGCCUGACAAAUUCUGUCUGUGAAGUUUUCAGAGAAGAUGGUGGCUGCCCUAAGCUGAAAUCCUUGGUUCUUGAUAAUUGUGAGGGAUCGAUUAACUUUAUGAUCAGUCAAACAUCGUAAACCGCGUGGGGACCUUUAAAUGGGACGGAGGGAGUACUUUUUUAAUUUGCAUCUUCAAGAUAUCUGAUUAAAUUUUCAAUUUCUUAAAUUUGUUUGCAAUGAUCCAGGGCUUGACAGCAAUUGAAUUUUCCUGUACUAAAUUGAACACUCUUUCCCUAGCUGGUUGUCGAGGUUUAACAUCACUGGAACUAAGAUGCCCUUAUCUUCAGCAAGUCUCGUUAGAUGGCUGUGAUCAUCUUGAAAGAGCUUCCUUUUGUCCUGUUGGACUUAGAUCUCUUAACCUUGGUAUAUGUCCCAAACUGAGUUUGCUGCAUAUUGACGCACCACAUAUGACAUCACUUGAAUUGAAGGGCUGUGGCGUACUUUCCGAAGCAUCAAUUAAUUGCCCAGUCCUGACUGCUUUGGAUGCUUCAUUUUGCAGCCAACUUAAGGAUGACUGUUUAUCUGCCACAACAAAUUCGUGUCUUCUCAUCAAGUCAUUGGUAUUAAUGUCAUGCCCAUCAGUUGGUUCUGAUGGACUCUUGUCUUUACGCGGGCUUCCAGAUUUGACUUAUCUUGACCUAUCGUACACCUUCCUGGUCAAUUUGCAGCCUGUUUAUGACUCUUGCCUGCGGUUGAAGGUACUGAAAUUGCAAGCAUGCAAGUAUCUUAGUGAUACAUCUUUGGAACCUCUUUACAAAGAAAAUGCUCUCCCUUACCUGAUUGAGUUGGACUUGUCGUAUGGGACACUCUGCCAGUCUGCCAUUGAGGAAUUGCUUGCUUUCUGUACACAUUUAACCCACGUUAGCUUGAAUGGGUGCAUAAAUAUGCAUGACUUGGAUUGGAGCGGAAAUGGAAUUUCCCAUACCACGUCGACAUUUGCAUCAGCUGUAUGUGACAUCCGCAUCACAAACAAACAGCUAACAAAUCGUUUGCUGCAGAAUCUCAACUGUGUUGGCUGUCCUAACAUCAAGAAGGUGGUAAUUCCCAUGGCGCGAUGCUUCCUUUUGUCAUCACUAAAUCUGUCCCUCUCUGCAAAUCUGAAGGAAGUCAAUGUUGUUUGUUCCAACUUGUCUUCUCUCAAUUUAAGUAACUGUUGUGCUCUGGAAAUAUUGAAGCUUGAGUGUCCCAGAUUGAACAACCUAUUCCUUCAGUCUUGCAACAUUGACGAGGAAGCUGUUGAAGCUGCUAUAUUCAGGUGUACCAUGCUAGAGACGCUUGAUGUCCGUUUUUGUCCGAAGAUAUGCCCAUUGAGCAUCGGGAAGCUGCGAGUUGCCUGCCCCGGCUUGAAACGCAUCUACAGCAGCCUGGCACCCCCUUGAUGCUCAAAUUGCAACUCCACCACGUCUGGGCUCUGCAAUCCAUGCUUUCAUCAAUUUCCAAUUUUCACUUUUAGUUGUUUAAGAUCGAAGGCGUGUCUUCUCAUGAUUUGUGAUUAUCUAAAAAUAGCGCUUCUUUCUUGUGCGUUUAUCAAAUUCCAAUAAUAUUUCGUCUUACUACUAUUACUCUCAAGUCGCAAUGUUGAUUCUUUAGCGACCAAGGGCUUGUAGUCGAUAGAUGUUAUUCAAUAAGACACAUAUGGCAUAAUAUAAUGCCAAAGUAACCCGAGGUUGUAUUGUAUAUGCAUAAAUACUUGUAGUUUGUGAAAAUGUAUACUGAAAUAUGCAAAACUUUCGUACUUGUAGAGUUGUAGUAUAAAUAUUCAAAGUUUUGGCUUUCAUAACCUGAGUUUUUCAGUCCGCC
This is a messenger RNA of Cuscuta europaea, 4192 nucleotides long. NCBI's taxonomy places the organism in Eukaryota, Viridiplantae, Streptophyta, Magnoliopsida, Solanales, Convolvulaceae. The record is from the annotation of a GenBank genome assembly.